Messenger RNA from Centruroides sculpturatus (bark scorpion), 1182 nucleotides. Its product is annotated as cholinesterase-like. Gene Ontology annotation, biological process: acetylcholine catabolic process; choline metabolic process. Bases 1 to 1182 code for a protein of 393 amino acids. NCBI's taxonomy places the organism in Eukaryota, Metazoa, Arthropoda, Arachnida, Scorpiones, Buthidae. Gene Ontology annotation, cellular component: plasma membrane. Gene Ontology annotation, molecular function: acetylcholinesterase activity. The record is from RefSeq and is a predicted model, not a curated record. The transcript is spliced from 3 exons.
AUGGACACUGAAACGAAUUAUCACCACAAAGAAAAUAAGAAAAUCGCGGCCGCCGUUUCAUGUGCUAUUCCGCAACGAAAACCAGCUUUAAGCAACGGCGUAGUCGAACGGUACACACUCGUGAUCCAUGGAGAAGAAAUCGUCCAUACAUUAGCUGGAAGUGUUACAGGAAAGAAGAUAAAAGUUCUUUAUAACGAUGUUUAUGCAUAUUUAGGAAUUCCUUAUGCACAGCCUCCAAUCAGUGUUAUCCGGUUUCGAGGGCCACAACCCAUUUUAAAAUGGAGUGGACUAUUAAACGUUACAGUAAUGACACCUAUUUGCAUGCAAGAUCUUGUUUUUCCUGAUUUCGAUUGGGUUCAGCGCAAUCGUCGCUACAUGAGUGAAGACUGCUUAUAUUUAAAUAUUUGGGUCCCUGCUAAAAAGCCAUUAUCACGACCGUCCACUACUAUGGUAUGGAUUCACGGUGGAGCAUAUAACACAGGAGGAUCGAACAUUCCUGUCUACUAUGGGCAUGUUUUAACUUCAAUUGGCAACGUUAUUGCUGUCUCUCUUAAUUAUCGUCUAGGUUCAUUUGGAUUUAUGAAUUUAAAUGACAGCAGAAUGCCUGGAAAUAUGGCAAUGUUAGAUCAAGUUGUUGCCUCGCAGUGGAUCUAUAAUAAUAUAGAAUGUUUUGGUGGAAACAGAAAAGAUAUCACUCUAUUUGGACACAGUUCUGGGUCUAUUUCAGUUUUGAAUCAUUUGUUAUCACCAUUGUCGAAUAGAAUAAUCAAUAGAGCUAUUCUUCAAAGUGGCUCAAAUUAUAAUAGUUAUUUUACAUUAACUCCCGAAAUAAACGAGAAAACGACAAAGCUGAUUGCCAUGUAUGCUGGUUGUAAUAGUACAUAUAGAACUAAAAAAUAUCUAAUAGACUGCUUAGUAAGCCAAAAAACUGACAGAAUUGCCGCUGCCGAAAGAAAAUUUCAAGCAGAUAAUGACGCGUUUUUUUCUUAUUCACCAGAAGUCGAUGGCCAUUUCCUUCUCGAAGAUCCUGUAAGCAGCAUCGACGGUGGUGCAAUACAUGGCUCUGAAGUAAUGAUUGGACACCUUGAAACAGAAGGUUCUCCAACGUUAUUAUAUUAUAAGCAUGAAUUUCAAAGAGAAAAUUAUCCGAAAUUGACAAAUCGGAGGCAGAAUAUAUUUUGA